Messenger RNA from Ipomoea triloba (trilobed morning glory), 1243 nucleotides. RefSeq lists its product as uncharacterized. Bases 32 to 1135 code for a protein of 367 amino acids. The record is from RefSeq and is a predicted model, not a curated record. The transcript has a single exon. Gene Ontology annotation, cellular component: endoplasmic reticulum. Lineage: Eukaryota; Viridiplantae; Streptophyta; Magnoliopsida; Solanales; Convolvulaceae.
AUAAGCAUUUGGAAACCGGAAAUCCCAAAGAAUGUUGAAAACAACAUCGGCAAUCGUGGUUCUCUUCUCCGGCGUCUUUCUCGUCGGUGUAGUCGCCGGACGGGGACCCCACGUCAUCAAUUUCCGAUCGGAGAACCUUUUUCCCGAGUCCUUCGUGUGGGACCCAAGGUCGCAGCACUUUAUCGUUGGCUCUCUACGGUAUCCGAAGCUCGUCUCCGUCUCCGACGCCGGCGUAUCCGAAACUCUAAUCUCCGACGAAUCUCUUCCGGCGAAUUCGAAGAUCUUGGGCGUCGCUCUCGACCGGAGCCACUACCGCGUCCUCGCCGUCGUCCACCGCCCGCCUUCCGCUUCCUCGCCGGAGCCCUACAACGCUCUCGCGGCCUACGAUCUCAUCUCUCUCCGGCGGAUCUUCCUAACCCCUCUCCUCGACGACGAAGAAGAUGAUCAGAACCCUAACCCUAUCCAAUCAGUCGCAAACGACGUCGCAACGGAUUUCUCUGGAAACGCUUACGUCACCAAUUCGGGGAGAGAUCUAAUCUGGAAAGUCAAUUUCGACGGCGAGGCCUCCGUGCUCUCCAAAUCGAAGGCGUUCAAAUCACAUCCGGUGAACGGCGACCACAAAUUUGGCCUAAACGGCGUCGUUUACAACUCCAAGGGCUAUCUCCUCGCUGUCCAAUCCAACACCGGUAAGCUCUUCAAAGUCGACGCCGAAAACGGCGGCGCGAGAACCGUUAUCCUCAACAAGGACUUAACGGCGGUUGACGGGAUCGCCGUUAGGGGAGACGGCGUCGUUGUGGCUGUUAGUCGCCGGAAGCUGUAUUUCCUAAAAAGCCCCGACAGUUGGAUGGAGGGAGCGGUGUUUGACGAAACUGCCCUCGAAGAAGACCGGUUCGCUUCCGCAGUGACGGUGGGGAAUUUGGACAGGGUGUACGUGUUAUAUGGGCAUAUCCACGAGGGCAGUAUGGUAAAUGUGGACAGGGAUGAGUUUGGAAUAAUGGAAAUAGAGUCAGAAAAUGAAAAGAAAGAAGAUAAUGUUUGGAUCUUUGUUCUUAUUGGUUUGGGUUUAGCUUAUUUCAUGUUUUGGAGAUUCCAAAUGCGCCAUCUCGUGGAUAGCAUGAACAAGAAAAGACUUUAAUUUUUUCUUUUUUGGAUUUUGUAAUAUGUAUUAGAAAAGGUUUUGAUGUUUUUUUAACAAAAAAUAUUGUUUAUGUUUUAGUAUUUGAUUGCUCUGUUGUUACUUUCA